GGCUCGCUGGCCGCCGCUGCUCUCAUUGUUCGGAGAGGGACAAAACCACGCUGGGAGCAUGUGGAUCCCUACAGAGCACGAGAAAUACGGCGUGGUGAUAGCCAGUUUUCGAGGAACAGUCCCACAUGGCUUAUCAUUGGAGAUUGGAGACACAGUUCAAAUACUAGAAAAAUGUGAUGGCUGGUACAGAGGAUUUGCCUUAAAAAACCCAAAUAUCAAGGGUAUAUUUCCAUCCAACUAUAUCCACUUGAAAAAUGCAUGUGUUAAGAACAAAGGGCAGUUUGAAAUGGUUAUUCCAACAGAAGACUCCGUUAUCACAGAGAUGACAUCAACUUUAAGAGACUGGGGGACCAUGUGGAAACAACUUUAUGUGAGAAAUGAAGGGGAUCUUUUUCAUCGACUAUGGCACAUAAUGAAUGAAAUCCUGGACCUGAGAAGGCAGGUGCUUGUUGGCCAUCUCACCCAUGACCGGAUGAAGGAUGUAAAACGGCAUAUCACUGCUCGCCUGGAUUGGGGCAAUGAGCAAUUGGGGCUAGACUUGGUUCCAAGAAAAGAAUAUGCUAUGGUGGAUCCUGACGAGAUCAGUAUUACAGAACUCUAUAGGCUGAUGGAGCAUCGUCAUCGAAAGAAAGACACUCCUAUCCCAGCAAGCAGCCACCAUCUUUUUGUGCAGAUGAAGAGUCUGAUGUGCUCCAAUCUGGGAGAGGAACUGGAAGUCAUCUUCUCACUGUUUGAUAGUAAAGAGAAUCGACCAAUCAGCGAGAGGUUUUUUUUAAGACUGAAUAGGAAUGGUUUGCCAAAAUGUCCAGAGAAGCCAGAAAGACAUUGUUCUCUCUUUGUGGACUUGAGUAGCAGUGAACUCAGGAAGGACAUCUACAUCACUGUGCACAUUAUCCGCAUAGGCCGAAUGGGAGCUGGAGAAAAGAAAAAUGCUUGCAACGUACAGUACCGACGGCCCUUUGGCUGUGCAGUCCUCAGCAUUGCAGAUCUACUGGCAGGAGACUCAAAGGAUGACCUUAUCUUAAAAGUAUACAUGUGCAACACCGAGAGUGAUUGGUAUCAGAUCCAUGAAAACAUCAUCAAAAAGCUCAAUGUUCGUUACAACUUGACAGGUUCCAAUGCUGGUCUGGCAGUUUCUCUUCAACUGUUUCAUGGAGACAUUGAACAAAUUAGGAGAGAUUACACAUCCAUGUUUACUCAUGGGGUAUCAAUAACAAGGAAGCUGGGUUUUUCCAAUAUUAUCAUGCCUGGCGAAAUGAGGAAUGAUUUAUACAUCACUAUAGAAAGAGGAGAAUUUGAAAAAGGAGGAAAAAGUGUGGCCAGAAACGUGGAAGUGAUGAUGCACAUUGUGGACAGUGGUGGCCAAGUUUUAAAGGAUUUUAUCUCCUUUGGCUCUGGAGAGCCGCCAGCUAGCAAGUUCCAUUCCUUUGUGCUUUAUCACAACAACAGUCCCAGAUGGGCUGAGCUGCUGAAACUUCCUAUUCCUGUGGAUAAAUUCAGGGGAGCACACAUCCGCUUUGAAUUUCGGCAUUGUUCUACAAAAGAAAAGGGUGAGAAGAAGUUGUUUGGCUUUUCUUUCGUGCCCCUGAUGCAGGAAAAUGGGAGGACAUUGCCAGAUGGCACUCAUGAACUCAUUGUGCACAAGUGUGAAGAAAACACAAACCUUCAGGAUUCUAGUCGCUACCUCAAACUCCCCUUUUCAAAGGGAAUUCUCCUAGGGAAUAACCACCAAGCAAUAAAAACCACUAAAGAGUCUUUCUGGAUUACGUCUUUUCUCUGCUCCACUAAACUCACGCAAAAUGGGGAUAUGCUUGAUCUUCUUAAGUGGAGAGCCCACCCGGACAAAAUAGCAGGCUGCCUCACAAAACUAAAAGAAAUCGAUGGUUCAGAAAUAGUAAAGUUUCUUCAGGACACACUGGAUACUUUAUUUGGCAUUUUAGAUGAAAAUUCCCAAAAAUAUGGGUCAAAAGUAUUUGAUUCUUUGGUUCACAUAAUAAAUUUGCUGCAGGACAGCAAGUUUCAUCAUUUUAAGCCAGUAAUGGACACUUACAUUGAAAGUCAUUUUGCAGGUGCACUUGCAUACAGAGAUCUUAUAAAAGUACUUAAGUGGCAUGUUGAUCGAGUAACAGACAUGGAGAUACAAGAGCAUAUCCAUGAAGUGUUAAAGGCACAAGAAUAUAUCUUUAAAUAUAUAGUUCAGUCUCGGAGGCUGUUCUCGCUUGCCACUGGUGGACAAAAUGAGGAGGAAUUCCGCUGCUGUAUUCAAGAGUUGCUUAUGUCAAUACGAUUUUUCCUUUCCCAAGAGAGCAAAGGGGCUAGCGCUUUAUCUCAAUCACAAGCUGUGUUUCUCUGCUCCUUCCCGGCUGUAUACUCUGAGCUGCUGAAGCUCUUCGAUGUGCGAGAGGUGGCAAACUUGGUGCAUGAUACUCUAGGCAGCUUGCCAACCAUCAUGCAUGUGGAUGAAUCCCUUCAAGCUGUUAAACUGCAGUGCAUUGGUAAAACAGUGGAAAGUCAACUAUACACUAAUCCAGAUUCCAGAUAUAUUCUUCUUCCAGUAGUUUUACAUCACCUCCACAUGCAUUUACAAGAGCAGAAGGAUCUUACAAUGUGUGCACGUAUCCUUAGCAACAUAUUUUGUUUCAUAAAGAAAAAUAGCUCAGAAAAAUCCGUCUUGGAAGAAAUAGAUGUGAUUGUGAACAGCCUGCUAGAUAUACUGUUGAGAACCAUAUUAGAGAUCACAAGCAGACCUCAGCCAUCAGGGUCUGCGAUGCGCCUGCAGUUUCAAGACGUGACUGGGGAAUUUGUUUCCUGUCUCUUGUCACUAUUACGACAAAUGACAGACCGACAUUACCAGCAACUUCUUGAUAGAUUCAACACAAAGGAUGAGCUGAGAGAUUUCCUGCUGCAAAUUUUUACUGUGUUUCGAAUACUCAUACGACCUGAGAUGUUUCCAAAAGACUGGACUGUGAUGCGUUUAGUUGCUAACAAUGUUAUUAUUACAACAGUCCUGUAUCUUUCGGAUGCCCUUCGUAAGAACUUCCUAAAUGAAAACUUUGAUUAUAAGAUCUGGGAUUCCUACUUUUACCUUGCUGUCAUUUUUAUAAACCAAUUGUGUCUGCAACUGGAGAUGUUCACACCUUCCAAGAAGAAAAAGGUGUUGGAAAAAUAUGGUGACAUGCGGGUAACGAUGGGAUGUGAAAUCUUCAGCAUGUGGCAAAAUUUAGGGGAACAUAAACUUCACUUCAUCCCAGCUCUCAUUGGCCCCUUCUUAGAAGUGACACUGAUACCUCAGCCUGACCUGCGGAAUGUAAUGAUUCCCAUUUUCCAUGACAUGAUGGAUUGGGAACAAAGGCGCAGUGGCAACUUCAAACAGGUGGAGGCAAAACUGAUUGACAAAUUGGAUAGCUUGAUGUCCGAAGGCAAAGGUGACGAAACGUACCGAGAGCUCUUCAACAGCAUCCUCCUGAAGAAAAUUGAGCGGGAAACGUGGAGAGAAAGUGGUGUUUCAUUAAUCGCCACUGUAACUCGACUAAUGGAAAGGUUACUGGACUACAGGGACUGCAUGAAAAUAGGAGAAGUGGAUGGUAAAAAGAUUGGCUGCACCGUUAGCCUGUUGAACUUUUAUAAGACCGAACUGAAUAAGGAGGAGAUGUAUAUUCGCUAUAUCCAUAAGCUAUACGACCUGCAUCUGAAGGCACAAAACUUUACAGAGGCUGCCUACACACUAUUGCUGUACGAUGAGCUAUUAGAAUGGUCUGACCGGCCAUUGAGAGAAUUUCUAAACUAUCCCAUGCAAACAGAGUGGCAGCGCAAAGAGUAUCUUCACCUUACAAUCAUCCAGAACUUUGACCGGGGAAAGUGUUGGGAGAAUGGCAUCAUCUUAUGCAGGAAGAUUGCAGAGCAGUACGAGAGCUAUUAUGACUACAGAAAUCUCAGCAAGUUGAGGAUGAUGGAAGCUUCUUUGUAUGAUAAAAUCAUGGAUCAACAACGUUUGGAGCCAGAGUUUUUCAGAGUUGGAUUUUAUGGGAAAAAGUUUCCAUUUUUCUUGAGAAAUAAGGAGUUUGUUUGCCGAGGACAUGACUAUGAGAGAUUGGAGGCUUUCCAGCAGCGAAUGUUGAAUGAGUUCCCACAUGCCAUUGCUAUGCAACAUGCCAAUCAGCCAGAUGAGACGAUCUUUCAGGCAGAAGCACAGUAUCUGCAGAUCUAUGCAGUGACACCAAUUCCUGAAAGCCAGGAGGUCCUGCAGAGAGAGGGCAUCCCAGAUAACAUCAAGAGUUUUUAUAAAGUGAAUCACAUCUGGAGAUUCCGAUAUGACAGGCCAUUCCACAAAGGGACCAAAGACAAGGAGAAUGAAUUCAAGAGUCUGUGGGUGGAAAGAACAACAUUGAUCUUAGUGCAGAGUUUGCCUGGGAUAUCCCGCUGGUUCGAAGUGGAAAAACGUGAAGUAGUGGAAAUGAGUCCCCUCGAGAAUGCUAUUGAAGUGCUGGAAAAUAAGAACCAGCAGCUGAGAACUCUGAUUAGUCAGUGUCAGACCCGACAGAUGCAGAAUAUAAACCCACUCACAAUGUGUCUGAAUGGGGUCAUAGAUGCAGCAGUUAAUGGUGGAGUUGCUCGGUACCAAGAGGCAUUCUUUGUGAAGGAAUAUAUCUUGAACCACCCAGAGGAUGGGGAGAAGAUCACACGCUUGAGAGAGCUGAUGCUUGAGCAGGCCCAGAUUCUAGAAUUCGGAUUAGCUGUACAUGAGAAGUUUGUGCCUCAGGAUAUGAGACCUUUACACAAAAAGCUAGUAGAUCAGUUCUUUGUGAUGAAGUCAAGUUUGGGAAUACAGGAAUUCUCUGCAUGUGUGCAAGCUAGUCCUGUUCACUUCCCUAAUGGAAGCCCUCGUGUAUGUAGAAAUUCAGCGCCUGCUUCUAUGAGCCCAGAUGGUGCCAGGGUAAUUCCUAGACGCAGUCCAUUAAGUUACCCAGCUGUAAACAGAUAUUCAUCCUCGUCAUUGUCAUCACAAGCCUCUGCUGAAGUCAGCAAUAUCACUGGGCAAUCAGAAAGCUCCGACGAAGUUUUCAACAUGCAGCCAAGUCCAUCUACCUCAAGCUUGAGUUCUACUCAUUCCGCUUCACCUAAUGUGACCAGCUCUGCUCCAUCCAGUGCCAGAGCUUCUCCUUUGUUGUCUGACAAACAUAAGCAUUCCAGAGAAAAUUCUUGCCUGUCCCCAAGAGAAAGGCCAUGCAGUGCCAUUUACCCGAUUCCUGCAGAACCUUCGCAGAGAAUGCUGUUUAAUCAUAUCGGAGAUGGUGCUUUGCCCCGAAGUGAUCCUAACCUGUCUGGCCCUGAGAAAGCUGUAAACACCACCCCCAGCAGUUGGAGUCUGGACAGUGGAAAAGAAGCCAGGAACAUGUCAGAAAGUGGAAAGCUUAUGUCUCCCCCUGUGCCACCAAGACCCACACAAACUGCUUCACCGGCAAGGCAUGUAGCUUCAGUUUCCCCUUCUCCUGCUGGCAGAUCUCCAAUGAAGGGAUCCAUGCAAUCAUUUACCCCAUCUCCAGUGGAAUGUCAUUCCUCGGGGCUCAUAUCCAACUCUCCAGUCUUGUCAGGAAGUUACAGCAGUGGAAUCUCUUCACUUAGCCGAUGUAGCACAUCAGAAACUUCUGGCUUUGAAAGUCAAGGGAGUGAACAAACUAUUCCAAACUACAGUGUUUCUGAGGAGCCGAUGAGAAAAGAAAGUAAAACUCCGCCACCUUACAGCGUUUAUGAACGAACUUUGAGACGGCCUGUUCCGCUACCUCACAGCCUCUCCAUCCCUGUCACUUCAGAUCCACCAGCACUGCCACCCAAACCCCUGCUGGCGCGGCCAAACAAUCUGGAAAACAGUAGCCGGAGGACUGAACAGGUUCCUCGGCCCAGGCCUCUUCCUCGGAAAGUGUCUCAGUUAUAAGAAGUCACUUUUAUAUUUACUUGCAAUGAAUUCUUUACCGUUUACGAAAUAAUAUUUAAAAAAAAGUAAAAUACAUUUAGUGUAGGCACUUUAAUAUUUUACCCAAUUUUUCUUUUACAUUAUUUUUAAAAUGCUUAUUAAUAUUAUGUUGCACAUUAUUAAAUGAAAUUAAUAAUUUUGAUUGCCAGAUAUUACAGGAAGCAUGAAUGAGAGAAUUUUGUUAAUUUCAAGGUGGUAAAUAUGGAUGCAUAGCUUUUUGGUAUGUUAUGUUCAUUUUUAAAAAAUAAUUUAAUUAAAUCUAAAACCCCACAAGCUCUCAUUUGCAUUAGUUGUAUGCUUCUUACAAAAUGUAGGCUAUGCUAACUGAGCUAAUUACUAGAAAUAAAUGCACGCUUCCUAACCACAUUGUUUGUAGGCUAGGACAUUUCUGCAAGUAGGCUGAAGGUUGUUCCCAUUUCCCCAUGAGCAGGUUGGUCAAUUCAAAUAUCUGUGCAUGUGGGGUUAGGGGUGGUGCGGGGGAGGGGGUUGUUAAUGCAAGUUACCCCGCAGUAAAAAGUUCUAAAGACAAAAGUUGUAAGUUCUUGAAACAAAAUACUACUUUUGUGUUGCUUUCUAAGAGUAACAAAUAUUCACAUUUCAUUCAGUGUAGAACACCUUUCUGGAAAUUAAUUUAAUUGUUGAGAAACUCUUUAGUCCUAUAACAGUAGCUUAUCUCCUGUAUCUGGUGCACUUCUUUCUUUUUAAGGUGCGAUUUACCUUUACUCUUUCAGUUAGCCCAUUCAAAAAAAAAAUCCCAUUAAUAGUUAGUUGGAGGUUUUCUCCUGUCUUUGAAAGUUAACUUCAAAAAAAAACUCUGUACCAGAAGAACAAAUGUCCAGAUAUAAUAGAGGCAUAAAUGAAUGUGUCCUGUUAAUAAGGAUACACAAGAAUCAAUACUGGUUAGUAUCAAAUCAAUGCAGUAAGUGAACAAAUUUAAAGAAUAUAAAUCACUGGCUAUGUAUCAGUAAAUUUUUAAAAGAUAAAGGGCAUUAAUUCACAAUUCUGCACAAAUUAGCAAAAUUCCUAACAGCUCUUCAUGUAUAUUCUUACUAGUGCAGGUUUUUGUUGUUGUAUGUUAUUGGUUUUUAUUUUUGAUUGGUUGUUUUAACUUAGUUGAUCAUUGUCAUCUUUACUGAAGGAAGAUGAUGGUAGACCGUUCUAGGUUGAAUUUCACUAGAUAGUGUCUGUAAAGCAAUGGAAAGCUAAUGCCCAGAUGUAGGAGUGUGGAAAAAGCACCUUGUGUAUGUAUUUUUUGUAGCUCUCUUUCUUUUACUUACUGUUUUUAACACUUGGUUGACAACAGAUUUAUGAACUGUAUUUUAAAUCAUGUUGUUAAAAAUAUUCUCCUUCUUUUUUGGGGAAGCUCAUGUUGAUUUUAAUUGUUUGCUUUGUUGAUAGCUUAACUGGAAGAAAGUGACCACUUUUUAUAUUCUCUCAGUGAAACCUUCAGCAGGUAUGUGCUGUUGAUGGUAGCUAUAGAGGUUUUCUAUAAUAAAUGUUCAAGUAUUUUUGUACAUAACUGGUUAAUUUUAAUAAGGAGUGUACCAUUAUGUGAAAAAAGAAGCAAACAGUUGUGUAUGCAGUAAGAUUGUUAUAAUUAUGCCAAAUACUUUAUGUAUGGAAAAAAGAAUAUUUGUACAUAUGUGCUUUUAACAAUAAUUCUGCCAUAUUGACUUUACAAUUUUGAAUGUCAGAAAAAAUUAAUAUAUGUUAAAAUAUUUAUGUUUUAGUGAAAGUAUUCAUAACUGAAAAAGGAACAUAUGAAUUUUAGCUUUGUAUCUUGCCUAUUUUGAAGUCUGAAAUUCCUUGAACUAGCUCUUGCUUUUGACUAUAACAUUUUUGUGUCUGUAACCACAUUAUAAAAGAUGUAGAAGGCUACAUAUUUAUGCUGGUAUGAAGAGGUAAUGCCUGAGAUUUAACUAAGGUGUUCACAAGUAAGAUAACAAAGCUGCUUUGAUUUUUCCCCCCCCUGUGUAGUUUAAUAGAUUGGUUGACUAGUGCUUGAGCACAGUAUGAAUCAGUGUUAUUUGCUCCUGAAGCCAUUUAUUUUAUUUCUGGCAGGGAGCAGAAUUGUUGAAUUUAUCAUUUGCAUAUAUUAUUGAAGUCAGCUUUGCAGCAAAACAUUUCAUGAGGUUUCUGUUUACCCAGAUGCUCAUAUAGGUUGCUGCAGAAUAAAGUUACUUGAUUAAUCUUUAUAGUAUAAUUUGUUUUCCACGUAGUAGUAGAUUAUAAAUCAGUUUGUCAUAAAAUUAAACUUUCUGCCUCCUUUGCUUCAAAGAUCCAGCUUUCUUUCUGAUAAAAAUCUCCUGGAUUGAGUUAGUCCUUUCCCUGCUCGGUUCUGUAAUGGCUUUGUGAGACAAUUGCCAAGACAAUAAAGAUUUGGAGGGCAUUCACCUGCACUUCUGAUCAAUGGAGGACUGUAACAUUUACUAUAAGAGUUAGGUUAAUUUAUGGCAAUUUGAACUCCCUGUUUUUAUAACCAAGACAUCAGGAACACUCUGAACAAUAGGAGACCAUAAAAAAAUGACAGUGAAGUGCUGUAAAAAGGAGCUGACACAUUUUCUGCUUUGCCAGUUUUGACAACUUGUUUCUGUAGAUCAGCUUUUCUUCCUGGCUUCUACAAAAAUGUAGUCUGAAAUUUGUUAUGUAUGCUACAGCACCCAGAGCUUGAAAGGCUACUGUAA
Terrapene triunguis (Three-toed box turtle) is the source of this 8655-nucleotide messenger RNA. It is a transcript of the gene DOCK4, whose product is annotated as dedicator of cytokinesis 4. The coding region runs from base 59 to 5932 and encodes 1957 amino acids. Gene Ontology annotation, cellular component: cytoplasm; plasma membrane. Gene Ontology annotation, biological process: small GTPase-mediated signal transduction; cell chemotaxis. Lineage: Eukaryota; Metazoa; Chordata; Testudines; Emydidae. Gene Ontology annotation, molecular function: guanyl-nucleotide exchange factor activity; small GTPase binding; GTPase activator activity. The record is from RefSeq and is a predicted model, not a curated record. The transcript is spliced from 52 exons.